Pseudomassariella vexata is the source of this 732-nucleotide messenger RNA. RefSeq lists its product as uncharacterized. Bases 96 to 596 code for a protein of 166 amino acids. The record is from RefSeq and is a predicted model, not a curated record. NCBI's taxonomy places the organism in Eukaryota, Fungi, Ascomycota, Sordariomycetes, Amphisphaeriales, Pseudomassariaceae. The transcript has a single exon.
AUCAGCCACUUUUUCGCAGCUUCGAAGACGCAUAGGUGGCAGUAAACGCACCUGAGUGGGUGCUACCUCUGGCCGGCGGCUCUGGCGUAUCUGCCAUGGAUCUGAAGUUCGUAUGCGUGUCUGUAGUACCGUUGUGCAGUCCAGCGUCAGGCAUUCCUGGCACGGCGAAUAUGUUGUCUUCAUUUUCUGGAUCAAUACCGCCGUAUGUGACCGCUGGAUUGAUUAUGUUCGGAUUUGAGUUUGUGCUUGUUGGUUCAGAUCUCUCAAUUCCAUCCAGCAGGUCGGCUUGUCCGUCCCGUAAGCCCUCCUCGCAAAACACCACGGGCAUCGAUGAUGGCCCAGGGUCUGCCAUGUCGACUUCACGAGCUGACGUCGAAAGCAAGCCCAAUAAUCCGAAAUGCGGUCCUGUGAUCAAUAGACAAGAAAAUUUCGUGAAAAUGAAGUUGUGGGACGAGCACGAAGAGCGGCAAUUUCGAAAACGCAGACGCCAGGAAUGCAGUAUCUGCUUUUGGUUCAGAUCAGAGUUACUAAAGCCGAUCGACGACAAGCGGGACGGGAUAUCACAAGACCAAAUGAGGUGCUAUACAGGUGGAUAAAAGAUAAUGGCUGGUGGCUGUAGGUUUACGUGAUGGAUGGCAUUUCUGGACGCACUGCUGAAGCUAGCUGGUCUUGUUGCAGUCCAUGGUGUUCACUGCAAGCGGCAUCGCGAUGAAUCAUCAAAGCUCUGAUUCG